Molecule: messenger RNA, 852 nt
Organism: Penicillium verhagenii
Lineage: Eukaryota; Fungi; Ascomycota; Eurotiomycetes; Eurotiales; Aspergillaceae
Product: aminoglycoside phosphotransferase family protein
Exons: 2
Coding region: 1-852 (283 amino acids)
Source: RefSeq, a predicted model, not a curated record
AUGACGCCUGAGGGGGCUGAAGGCGAGACCGGCCAACACGAUUCAAGCCACACAACAACAAGGAUUAUUUCCGACUCCAGCUUUUUCAGGGAGCAUCGGGCGUCUGCGCUCCCUACCCCGGCCGAGGUGAGACUCAUCAACAAGGAGUCAGGUAACUUCCGUGGUACAAUGUUCAACCGACCUCCGCCUGUCAAGUUUCCAUCGUUGGGUUUGAUUGUCAAAUAUGGAGCCGACGCGACCGUUACAGAGGCAGAGACCCAGAUUAUGGUAUACAACCGGCUGAAAGGCAAAGUACCAGUUCCUGAGGUGUAUGGGUGGACCAAAGACGGUCGCCAAGUAUUUAUCUACAUGUCUUUGAUAAAGGGUGAAACCCUGGAGCAAAGAUGGGGUGCUUUGAACAAUGACGAGAGAGAGGCUGUCUGCAAAGAGCUCAAUGGCAUGGUCAAAGCUUGGAGAUCGUUAGAACACCCUGACCAAGCUCUUUACGUGGACUUGGCUGGCCCAUUCCACGGUGCAGACGCCGUCCAGAAAUUUCAGAAUGGCUGCGAUAUCGACAUUGAUGGGGACGUGUCCGUGGUCUUCACACAUGACGACCUUGUGCCCCCAAAUAUCAUGUUAUCGCCCGGGCCGAAUCCAGAAGUAGCUGCCAUCAUUGAUUGGGGCCAGGCAGGGUGGUAUCCUGCUUACUGGGAGUAUUGCAAGGCGCGUCGCGUCAGGCCAAAUCCGGAAUACUUUGACGACGACUUGGAUGAAGAAUGGAAUACGAGAUACCUGCCAACUAUCUUGGACCCGGUCGAUGAUGAGACGGUAUACCACCCUUGGCUAUGGUUUGUCUUGUCCAAGGGCAUCUAG